Talaromyces rugulosus is the source of this 1821-nucleotide messenger RNA. RefSeq lists its product as uncharacterized. The transcript has a single exon. Gene Ontology annotation, biological process: DNA-templated transcription; regulation of DNA-templated transcription. Bases 1 to 1821 code for a protein of 606 amino acids. The record is from RefSeq and is a predicted model, not a curated record. NCBI's taxonomy places the organism in Eukaryota, Fungi, Ascomycota, Eurotiomycetes, Eurotiales, Trichocomaceae. Gene Ontology annotation, molecular function: zinc ion binding; DNA-binding transcription factor activity, RNA polymerase II-specific; DNA binding.
AUGAAUUCGGGGCGAUGCAAAGCCAAAGCCUCAGCAGCGCUCGCCUGCACUGGAUGCCGCAAGCAGCACCUCAAGUGUGACGCCGACAAGCCAGCAUGCUCUCGCUGCCUACAGGCCGGGCUGGCCUGUCAUUAUUUGCCGUCCCGGCGUGGAGGUCGCAGGAAAUCUCGCCUUAAUGGGAGCAGCCAGGACCACAGUUCUGUCGGCGACAGUCAUCGGGAUUUCGAUUUACAGGGUGAAAUCACCCCCAGUCGCAUACACAUGGACGGGCCAAUCUCGAUGAUACCUCAGAAUUCCGUCCCUCAGCCUCAGAGAAUCGAAAGCCCUGACAACCAGCGUAAUUCGGCUGUCGGUUCUGUGUGGUCUGGGGUAGUGUCCGGGGACACCAUGCAGCUACUGCCAUCGCCGUCAGAUAUACCCGAUGAGCCAACGCCAGAUGACCGCUCGAUUCGACUAUUUUAUGAGAAUUUCCACAUGGCACACCCUAUCUUGGUGCCUAGCUCUCUAUAUGGUAUUCGGAAUUACCCGGUUUUUCUGCAGUUGGUGGUCAAUUUCAUCGGGUCGCAUUAUCUACCCCUUAGUCCGGACCUCCAGUACAAGGACAGAGUGGCCGCCGAACUUGCGUCAAGUCCAGACCAGUCUCCACACAUGGUUCAGGCAUUAUUGAUGUUUGCGAUUGCGUUGUAUGCUCGCGGCGAAGGCCUUGAAGCACAAUCUGCACUCACCCGAAGCAUCAGCUUGGCCCUCGAAUUGGGGAUGCAUCGCAAGGAAUUUGCUUCUUCGUGUUAUCCGACUCGGUCUAUUGACGCGGAGAGUCUGAGAAGAACGUGGUGGGAGCUAUACAUCACCGACGUCCUCAUCGCUGCGCUGGGCAAAAAGCUCAACUUUCAAUGUGCCAGUGUGCCACACGAUGUCGCUCUUCCUUGCGAAGAGGUUACAUAUGCCAACAACGGUGCGAUUCCUGAACCGCCUACGAUUCGCGACUUUCAGCAACGUGUAUUUGCCGAUGAGGAAUCUGCGUUUUCAUCGUUCAGUUAUCGGAUUGACGCGACCAAGAUUUUGAGUCGGAUUCUUGUGCUGAACCGCCUACGUGACUGCCAUCGCGACCAUCUGCAAGCGGUGGAAAACGCACUUGUUAGCUGGAUCAACCAUAUCCCCGCCAAAAAGGUCGACAUUGUGGACUCGUAUGGAAAUGUGGACGAAAUGCUGUUUCAGGCCCACCUGACAAUUAGCUACGCCGCAAUGCUUUUACAUCUCCCGCGAAGCGAUUUUCAACCUAUUUCGCCUUCCACGGAGAGUCUAUUCUACCCCUGGGUGCCGCAUCAUCUCCCUCCCUCCUUUACGAGGUUGGUGCAUAGCAUCAAAGCCACCGAGGCAUCCAAACAGCUCUCAGACUUCAUUUCUAUCUGCCCUGCAGUUCACCGCCACACCCCGUUUGUGGUUUCAGCGCUUGUGCUCUGCGGCAUGGUCCAAUUAUCGACGUGUGCCAAUCACUCGAACGAAUGUUUGGAUCAUCAUCGCAACCGCGUCAUUCUCGUCCUUGGCUGUCUAAAGAAUCUAAAGCGAACUUGGGCCGUCGCAGGACCGGCAUACCACCAUUUGAGGUCCAGUGCACUGCAGGUUGAGAAGCUGACUACAGAGCAAUCGAGUACAUCUCUUCCUGCAGGAUCUAUUCAAACGGAGGAAGGGAACUCCCAGAUCGGGCUGGCAAAUGUCAAUGAGCAGCGGCCAAUUUCUCAGCAUAUGACGCCGACUUUUAUUGAUCCGACGUGCAGUAAUACUUUUUUCUUCAACAACAUGCCGGAUUUUGAUUUCAGUUGA